Messenger RNA from Betta splendens (Siamese fighting fish), 4666 nucleotides. It is a transcript of the gene mgat4a, whose product is annotated as alpha-1,3-mannosyl-glycoprotein 4-beta-N-acetylglucosaminyltransferase A. Gene Ontology annotation, biological process: protein N-linked glycosylation. Gene Ontology annotation, molecular function: acetylglucosaminyltransferase activity. The coding region runs from base 866 to 2467 and encodes 533 amino acids. Gene Ontology annotation, cellular component: Golgi stack; endoplasmic reticulum-Golgi intermediate compartment; endoplasmic reticulum. The transcript is spliced from 16 exons. The record is from RefSeq and is a predicted model, not a curated record. Lineage: Eukaryota; Metazoa; Chordata; Actinopteri; Anabantiformes; Osphronemidae.
UUCUCGCAGGAAGACGCGUGUGAGCGCGCUGCUACCGCGUCCUUACCGGGAAUCUUCAACGGCUAUUCGCGUGCACCGUAGAUUCGGAUUCCCGAAGAAGCCGACGUCCAGGCGCGGAAGUGCUGCGACGAACAGCGCCCCCGCGUCGCUACGGCCGCCGCGCUAACUGCAGCUCAGCGGCGCUGGCCAGCGAACGUCCAACACGACGCUAGCGCUAGCUCCGGGGCUAGCUAACGUAACGGCCGGGAGAUAAGCUCCCACCUGGGCGCGCGACGACUGCGCGGCGGAGCCGGGGAAAGUUUGCGUCUGCCCAAAAGAACGUCGACGCGUCACCGCUGAGGGAUGUUUGUGGCUUCUACGUUAACUGUUGCCAACUGGAGCGGAAUCGACGUGAUUUGAGGCGUAGCCUUCCGGAGCCCGUCAGAGAGCGAGCAGCCUAUCGCAGGACAUCCGCCGUCACACACUCGAAAUGCCGUCCGUCGGUAACUUGUAGCUAACGACCGUCCGCAAAACUAUGACUCGGGUCGGCAGCUAGUCUCUUCUCUCCUUUAAUCGGCCAUGUCAGCUGCGCCGCGGCGAGACGCAGCUAACUCGUGACCGGCCGGUGCGGAAGGACUCCGCCGAACAACGAGAAGGAAGGACGCAGGGAGACUCGGUGCCGCCGAGCCCCUCCGCUCCUCAGCGCAGGUCCGUGUUUACAGUCCACCCGAGCCGGGCCGGGCCGCUCCGCCGUUUGACGCCCCCAUAUGCCCGCGCCUACGUCCGCGACCACAUCCUGAAGGCAGCGAGAGACGGACGGAGGGAGGCGACGCCAGCUCCCGGGGUCCCCGACAGUCGAGCCGGGGAGCGGCAUCGCUGAAAUGAGAUGAGGCUCAGAAAUGGAACUGUGGCCACUGCGAUCAUCUUCUUCACGUCUUUUCUCAGCCUGUCCUGGUACACAGCGUGGCAGAAUGGCAAAGAGAAGCUGAUAGCUUACCAGCGGGAGUUUCAUGCCCUGAAAGAGCGUCUUCGCGUGGCAGAGCACAGGACACUGCAGCGCUCGUCGGAGCUCAACAACAUCCUGGAGCAGUUCAGACGCGCCAUCGCUGAGACCAACAGCAGCAAAGAUGCCCUCACGAACUUCUCAGACGAGACACAGAAACUACUGAAGGAGCUCGCGAACCGGAAACCCCUCCAGGUGCCAAAUAUUUACCACCACCUGCCUCACCUUCUGAACAAUGAAGGCAGCCUGCACCCAGCUGUGCAGGUCGGCCUUGGCCGUACAGGAGUUACCAUGGUGAUGGGGAUACCCACGGUGAAGCGGAAAGUGAAGUCAUAUCUGUCUGAGACGCUGCAUUCGCUGAUAGACAAGCUGUCACCAGAGGAGAAACUUGACUGUGUCAUUAUCGUGUUUGUCGGCGAGACUGACCUGGAAUAUGUUCACAGCGUGGUAGCUGAGCUGGAGAAAGAGUUUGCUACAGAGCUGAGUUCAGGCUUGCUAGAGGUCAUCUCUCCGCCAACUGCCUACUACCCAGACCUCAACAACCUCAAAGAGACUUUUGGAGACUCCAGAGAUAGAGUGAAAUGGCGAACGAAGCAAAAUCUGGACUAUUCCUUCCUAAUGAUGUACGCUGUGAGCAAAGGGGUUUAUUAUGUACAGCUGGAGGAUGACAUUGUGGCCAAGCCGAACUACUUUGCUACAAUGAAGAACUUUGCCCUGCAGCUCUCUUCAGAGGACUGGAUGAUCCUGGAGUUCUCUCAACUGGGCUUUAUUGGAAAAAUGUUCCAGGCUCCAGACUUAAACCUCAUCGUUGAGUUCAUCUUCAUGUUUUAUAAAGAGAAGCCCAUUGACUGGCUGUUGGACCAUAUUCUCUGGGUCAAAGUCUGCAAUCCUGAGAAAGAUGCGAAACAUUGCGAACGUCAGAAGUCCAGCCUUCGUGUACGGUUCAGACCCUCUCUGUUCCAACAUGUGGGACUACAUUCGUCUCUUGCUGGGAAGAUCCAGAAACUCACAGACAAAGACUUCCUGAAGCCACUGCUCCACAAGAUGCAUGUAAACCCACCAGCCGAGGUCUCCACGUCAAUGAAGGUCUAUCAGGGUCACACGCUGGAGAAGACCUACCUAGGAGAGGACUUCUUCUGGGCUAUUACUCCUACGUCAGGAGACUACGUCCUCUUCAAAUUUGAUAGACCUGUUAGCAUAGAGAGGUUCCUAUUUCGCAGCGGUAACCAGGAGCACCCAGGGGACAAGAUCGAGAACACCACAGUGGAAAUACUGCCGGCUCGGGAAUCUGGACUGCAGACCAAAGACAAGUACAAGCGAACAGAGGACCGUUUUUACAGAGUUGGUCAGUUUGAGAAGGGCGUGGCAGAAGGGGCUAUAGACCCUUCCUUUAAUCCCGUAUUGGCACUUCGGCUCUCUGUUCUCAAAGACUCUGCUGUGUGGGCCAUCCUCAGUGAAAUUCAUAUAAAGAGGAUAGCAGGCUGAUUGUUCUGGAUGGGGCACAUGAGUCAUGGCCCCUGGGGGACCAAAAUCUCAUGGACUGCUAAUGCAGAGCCUUUGGAACCUAGCAGCCAGCAGUACAAUUGUGAAAUGAUUAAAGUUCACUACAGUUGCUCAUCUGAGCUUUUUUAAGGAAUGUCACCUCUGUCCGCCACUGUUCUUGACGUACUUUGUUAUUUUGCUUCCCAUCGAUCGGUUUCUACCUUUCUUUCAUCAUCUCUCCUUCACUCUUGUGCUCUUAAACCAUUUGUGAGAAUGUGAAUACUACUUUUCAAAAAGCAACAGCAGAGUUGGAUGGGACAUCUGCUCCCAAGAUGCUCUCUCUCUCUCUCGCAGUGACUAUGUUGUUCAGCAGCUUUGAAACCAAUCAGAAAACACCUAGAUGAACAAGGACAAAUCAUCACAUCAGCGGAGAAUCAGUCACCAUGGCCACCAGAGUAGAUGCUGCCAAAUUCUUCUGUUAAUUAAUGCUGCCACCUUUGGGCAAGCUGAGGCAUUGCACUGUCACUAGCGCCACAGCACAGCCCAAGAUGAUCAAGAAUGUUGUCAUGGCCGGUUGCUCUCCGUUCUCGGGAGAAAUGAUGGAGCUCUAGAUCAACACCAGCCCUAAUGAAAAUGUUUUCCUCACUCCUAGAGUAUUGUAAGCCACACUCAAAUAUUCCACUCGUCCUGACAAACUCAGGAUGAGCCACCGUUUCCAAAAUCCUGCCUGUAGCCAGUCGGUGACUCUGACCAUGGGCCAGAUCGUGUGGUAACAACCCCAGUUCAUCAAGACGAUGAGAACAUGACACCAUAUCUUUCUCACCUCCUGUCUGACAGGCCGUGUAUGACCUCAGUGUCCAUUUAUAGUAAACCAAUCAGACAUUGCCUUGGCGUUAUUUUCCUGAAGGAAUAUAUUGUUAUAUUGAUAUAUUAUUACAGCUAUGAUGAUCUAUGAAGGUGACUUAAUUUAUUUGAAAUAAAUCUUUAAUUUGUAUAAAAGGUAAAAUAUAUUUUUAUUCUAUUAAGAGAUGUUUGUGGUAGCUUGGGGUCUGUUUUAUUUGUGUUCUUUGUAAUUUUUUUAUUAGAUUGCAUUGUUUUUAUCUUCAUUGUAACAGCUUCUUGUGGGAUUGCGACGUCUGCAGGUAGCUUGUUUUAGUUUGUUCUAGUUUCUAUUCACCUCAAGGUUUAAGCAAUUAAUGUUCAUUGCUUAAAGCUGCAUAGGAGCAUUGUGAAUAGGUAGAUGGAUAGAAUUAGCUGUGGGGUUAACAUUGGGAAAUGUGCCUUAUGUUCAGGCUCUGACAUUGUCUCUACUUACAGUAAUUCCCUUGUACUUUGGUCUACACUUUGCUGGUUCUAGUAAUGCUGUGUUUUGUAAAUAACAAAACAAUCCAAGUAGUGAUGGGAUGUCAAGCUGAAUGUCUCUGUCAUACUAAGAGGAAGCAGUUAAGGCUGUUAUUUGUAUCAGAUAACAUCUGAAACAUCAGAAUUUGCACUGCUUUUCCUCUUUAUACCCCUAUCAUCAUUGUCUCACACUGUUCAUUUCACUGUCUCUCAUUUCACUUUACACAAUUUUUUGUUCAAUCACGUCUAUUUAUUUUAUUGGACAGAAUAUGAAACUACUGAGCAUUGCAGGGUGCACCUUUAUGAUUUAUUGGCAGAGAUUGUGUAGAACUUUUACUGAUUGUAAUUGUUAGUAUUUUUCUCACAGUGUCUUUUUUUUAUUAGUUUAUUGAAUUUCACUUGACACAUUUUGUUUGUUAGGCCAAGUUAAAUUUUGUACACGGGAGCUGUUGAUUCAGUGCCUUUUGGUGAAAUACACACUGGUGGGAUACAUUUUAUUUUAGUUUUUGUCAGAGAAGGCUUUCUACACUGUUCUCAAAAAAACGAAUGGUACAUGUGCAUCUUAAUAUGAUUGCUUAAAUCAGCAGGUGAUGGAAGAAAGCCACUUUGACCCUGUAUGGUUGAAACAUGCCUAAAGGCAUGGCACCGUUCUAACAUUUAUAAUGGGCACUAAAAGUCAUGCGAUUGCUCCCAAUUGAAUUAGUAAAACUGGGCAGGAGACAGUAAAGUAAAUCUUCCCUUGCUUGACAAUCCCAGACGUUCAUCAGUUCACGUGCCUUCAUGUACAUGCGUGCCUGCCUCUGAUGAUUUUGGCAUCAUUUUUCAUGGACAUCGUUCAAAUAAAUGCGUUGUUAGAAAUCA